Molecule: messenger RNA, 1802 nt
Organism: Syzygium oleosum
Lineage: Eukaryota; Viridiplantae; Streptophyta; Magnoliopsida; Myrtales; Myrtaceae
Product: alkaline ceramidase TOD1-like
Exons: 4
Coding region: 1-1350 (449 amino acids)
Source: RefSeq, a predicted model, not a curated record
AUGGGGAAGCCACCGGUCCUCUUCCAAUCGAAGCUGCUCUGUUUCUCCCUGCUCUACCUCUUCGCCACCCUCUUCUUGGCCCUCUACACCUCCCUCUCCCCGGCCAAUUGCCUCCUCCGAUCCUCCCCCUUCGACCCCCUCCAGUCCCCUCUCUUCUCUUACCCUCCUUCCUACGGGGAGCACAAGUACGCCCUCCCCACCGCUCGCCCCUCCUGCUCCUCCCCCGUCCUCUUCUCAGAUUAUUCGGAAGCGGUCAAGGAGAUCAAUGAUUUGUGCGCGAAUUCUUCGUGGUCGUCACCUCUGCAGCCGCCUCCCCUGAGGUACAAGCAGGGCGGAGAUGAUAACUUCGGUGGGACGUUCAGCGACCGAGAGCGGUUUUCUUAUUUCGAUCAUCGGAACGAAAGCGUCGAAGUCCCCUGUGGAUUCUUUAAGGAAUUCCCAAUCGGCAUGGACGAUAGGGAGGCCAUGGAGAAAUGCGGCGGAGUGGUCGUUGCCUCCGCCAUAUUCAACGGCCACGAUAAGAUCCGUCAGCCCAGAGGGCUCGGAUCCCAAACCCUCGCCAGCGUAUGCUUCUUCAUGUUCGUCGACAGCGCCACCACGAAAGUCCUCGAGAACCACAACUUGAUCUCACCGAACUCGAGAGCAGCGCGCAGGAUCGGAGCGUGGAGGAUCGUGGAAGUGGCGGGCGAGCGCCUGUACGGGAACCCGGCGAUGAAUGGGGUGAUCCCGAAACACCUGGUGCACAGGCUGUUCCCGAACUCGAAAUUCAGCGUAUGGAUCGACGCGAAGCUGCAGAUGGUGGUCGACCCGGUCCUGCUGGUCCACUCACUGCUCGUGAGGGAGGGCGCGGACAUGGCGGUGUCGAAGCAUCCGUACUACGUGCACACCAUGGAAGAGGCGAUGGCCACCGCAAGGUGGAAGAAGUGGUGGGACGUGGAUUCGCUGAAGAAGCAAAUGGAGACUUACUGCGAGAAUGGGCUUCAACCAUGGUCGCACAUCAAGCUUCCAUAUACUUCAGAUGUGCCGGACAGCGCCCUGAUUUUGAGGCGACACAUUCCGGCCAGCAACCUCUUCUCGUGCCUCUUGUUCAACGAGCUGGACGCAUUCAAUCCGAGGGAUCAACUGGCCUUUGCGUAUGUGAGGGACCUCAUGAGCCCGAAGCCGAAGCUCCACAUGUUCGAUGUGGAGGUGUUCGAGCAAGUCGUGCUGGAGUACAGGCACAACCUGAAGCGCGGCAGCGGGGCCACCGGGGGGCCAUGGAGGACGAAGAGGGCGGGCUCUCCGGAGUCGUCGGAGAACGGCAGUUUUGGCGGCGGGUGUGAGAAGUAUCUGCAGGAGAUGUGGGGGUAAAUCCCAUAGUUGAUUCUCUCCAACUGAUAACGUAAGAAAACAAACGAAAGGUGAUCUGCCCAACCGCAUUUCGCACGCGAAAAGCUGCCAGGAGAUCACAGGUUGUCAGGCACAUUCAUGCUGUGCUCGUGCUCUCCUCGUUCUUUCCCCAUUCAUUGUCGUGCUGGAAAGUCUGGGAACAGGAACGGUGAUGCGCCACGUGUCACGAAUUGCAUGAACUCUAUGUUUUCGUCUUUUGGGUUUUGCCCGGUGAAAAAGGGCAAAAAGAGGGUUCAAAGGGAGGGAGGGGAAAUUUUGUGCUGUUUGAUUUAGAGAGGUAUGAAGAAUUUAUGCUGUUUGAUUAGGGAUAGUCAAGUUUAUACAAAGAUCAUGUGGUUUCAUAAGCAUGGUUAUCAAAUUUGAUGUAAUCUUUCCCGCGAUUUAAUAAAUAAGAUUCGAUUCAUUUAAUUGAA